CAUGUUGGUUCUACGUGACCUUCGUUGAUACAACAAACCCCGUCCAGACACAGAGCCCGAAUGGCUGGAGUUGCUUUCCUGUGCAAUCUUUUAAAAACGUUGCAAGCUCUCACUGACUUCUGCAAAAAUGGCUACUAAACCCUUCAGGCCAGAGGAAGCACAUAGGAUCAUCCAGGAUCUGCACAGGCCAGCAGUUUUCCUCAACAUGACCGAUAACUGGCCUGCGCGAGACUGGAAUCUGGAACAUCUGGCACUUUGUCUGGAGGAGAAGUCUGUACGUUUCCGUAUUGGGAAGCAGUGUGAACAGAAGGCUCCUCUCUUUGAAACAGAGUGCUCAUAUGUUGAAGCAACUCUUGCAGAGUUUCUGUGCUGGACAAGGGGAGAAGACUCUGCAUCUAAAGGCCCAUUUACUGACUAUCCUCUUUCAGAUUACUGGGCUUAUGCAGACUAUAAGUAUAUUGACCUUCUUUUUCAGGACAAAGCUACCAUGUUAAAGGAUGUAGUGUGGUCUGACUUUGGCUAUCCUGGCCGUGAUGGGAGAGAGAGUACUCUAUGGGUUGGUACAAAUGGUGCGAACACUCCAUGUCACCUGGACACCUACGGAUGCAAUCUUGUCUUCCAAAUCCAAGGCAGAAAACGCUGGCAUCUCUUUUCUCCUGAUGAUGUAGAAUGUAUGUACCCGACACGUAUACCGUAUGAGGAGUCCAGUGUGUUCAGCCAGGUCAGCGUGAUAAGUCCUGACAUGCGCAGAUUCCCUGCUUUCCGAAGAGCCAGGGCCCACCUCGUCACUCUGGAGCCGGGUCAGGUUCUUUUUGUCCCAAGACACUGGUGGCACUAUGUGGAAUCAGUUGACCCAGUAACUGUCAGUGUCAACUCUUGGAUUGAGAUGGAAGUGGACGAUGAAGCCCGAAUAGGAGAAGCUUUGACCAAGACCAUUAUUUGUGCACUAAAGACUAAACCAAGUGUGGAUAACAAAGACAACUGGCUCAAUCCAACAGAGGAUGGGAUCUCUACACAUGAUGAAAACAUGCAGUAUGUGAAUCUAGCAGUAAAGGCUUAUAUGAAUCAUAGGAGUUUUCAUUCUGAAGACUUGGGAAGAUAUGCAGGACAACCCAGGCCCUCAGUGUCGAAGCGGGACUCCGGUGGUCAUUUAAAGAGCCCUUUCACUAAGCCUGUGACCUCAUUCUCAUUGCCCUUUGGACCUCACCUUAUUCCUGUUACUUUGUCUCAAAAAGUCACGGUGACAAAUUGCAAAGAGGCACUGGAUCCAAAAGACACUCCUUCCUACUCUCUUCCCAAAACAAAGCCCCUGCAUACGAAUACACCUGGGAAAGAAGAUGCAAUCAGUGUAUCAGAGGAGGAAGAAGAUGGAAAUGGUGGUGCAGCGUGUGGUCGAAUAUACACUAAUGAUGUGCUAGACUGCCUGCUACAUCCUGAUGUCAUUGCACUUGUUACAAAGCUAAUGAUAAACAGACAGAAAGAGCUUGUCUAAACAAGUCAGAAUGUAAUUUGUACACUGUUUACUUGACACAUAAAAUAUUGAGGUUUAUAAAUGAAUUGCUAACAAAUAUUAGUCAGAAUUAUUAAUAAUAAUUUGAAAGAACAAGGAGCGUAAUUGCUGUCCCAUUAUUACUGAUGUACUGAUUCUUCAUUUAUUUAUGUAAAAGUCAAGGAAAUAGUAAGACAAUGCUGUAUUUCUUGGAAUAUAAAAUGAUAAAGUAUCCCACCUCAUAUCUCACAGAGAUAAAGCUGUAAUAUUCGGUUUUCUACUGGGAACGGUGUCCUUGGGCAGUGGAAAGACAAUGUACAAAGUAUGACUUAUUGUGUAGCCUUGAUGAAAAACAAAGCC
Molecule: messenger RNA, 1849 nt
Organism: Clarias gariepinus (North African catfish)
Lineage: Eukaryota; Metazoa; Chordata; Actinopteri; Siluriformes; Clariidae
Gene: hspbap1
Product: hspb associated protein 1
Exons: 8
Coding region: 128-1492 (454 amino acids)
Molecular function (GO): 2-oxoglutarate-dependent dioxygenase activity
Source: RefSeq, a predicted model, not a curated record